Messenger RNA from Huiozyma naganishii CBS 8797, 1692 nucleotides. Its product is annotated as alpha-keto acid decarboxylase family protein. The transcript has a single exon. Lineage: Eukaryota; Fungi; Ascomycota; Saccharomycetes; Saccharomycetales; Saccharomycetaceae. Bases 1 to 1692 code for a protein of 563 amino acids. The record is from RefSeq and is a predicted model, not a curated record. Gene Ontology annotation, molecular function: thiamine pyrophosphate binding; carboxy-lyase activity; magnesium ion binding.
AUGCCUGAUUUGACACUGGGACGCUACCUGUUUGAGAGACUGUACCAAGUGGACGUCAAGACGAUAUUUGGUCUGCCCGGUGAUUUCAACUUAUCAUUGCUGGACAAAAUCUAUGAGGUUCCCGGAAUGAGAUGGGCCGGUAACGCCAACGAAUUGAACGCCGCCUAUGCCGCUGACGGGUACGCGAGAGUCAAGGGGAUGGCGUGUAUUAUAACGACGUUUGGUGUCGGUGAGUUGUCCGCUUUGAACGGUAUUGCCGGUUCGUAUGCGGAGCACGUUGGGGUCCUGCAUGUGGUCGGUGUCCCCUCAAUCUCGUCGCAGGCGAAGCAAUUGUUGCUGCAUCACACGCUCGGGAACGGAGACUUCACCGUGUUCCACAGAAUGUCUGCCAACAUUUCAGAGACCACAGCGAUGGUCACCGAUAUUGGGACUGCACCAGCAGAGAUUGACCGCUGCAUUAGGACCACUUACGUGACGCAGAGGCCCGUUUAUCUCGGAUUGCCCGCUAACUUGGUCGACUUGCCUGUGCCCACACAUCUUUUGGAGACACCCAUCGACUUGACUUUGAAGCCAAACGACCAAGAGGCUGAGAACGAGGUCAUCGAAACGGUGCUUGAACUGAUCGAGGAGGCGUCGAAUCCCGUCAUUCUGGCCGAUGCGUGUGCUGGGAGACAUGACGUGAAGGUGGAGACGAACAAACUGAUCGACAUGACGCAGUUCCCCGCCUUCGUCACGCCAAUGGGGAAGGGAACGAUUGACGAAAGAAACCCUCGGUUUGGUGGGGUUUAUGUGGGAACCCUAUCGAAUGAAAAUGUCAGGAACGCUGUUGAGUCUGCCGAUUUGAUUCUGUCCGUCGGCGCACUACUCUCUGACUUCAACACGGGUUCGUUUUCGUACUCUUACAAAACAAAAAACAUCGUGGAGUUCCACUCAGAUUACAUCAAGAUCAGAAAUGCCACUUUCCCAGGGGUACAAAUGAAAUUUGUCCUAAACAAGCUGUUGGCUGUUGUGGGUAGCGCGGUGAAGGGCUAUACACCAGUGCCCCUACCCCCAAGGCUCACACCAAACGAACCAUGCCCUCCAGACACAAUUUUGCGCCAAGAGUGGAUGUGGAACGAGGUGUCCAAGUUUUUCAGGGACGGCGACAUAAUCCUAACUGAAACGGGGACUGCCGCCUUUGGUAUAAACCAAUCGCUAUUCCCCAAUAACACAAUCGGGAUCUCGCAGGUGCUAUGGGGAUCCAUUGGGUUCACUGGUGGUGCAGUUCUGGGUGCAUCGUUUGCAGCUGAAGAGAUAGACCCAAGCAAAAGGGUCAUCCUGUUCAUCGGUGACGGGUCACUACAAUUGACCGUCCAGGAAAUUUCAACGCUGAUUAGGUGGGACUUGAAACCGUACCUUUUCGUCUUAAAUAACAACGGUUAUACCAUCGAGAGACUAAUUCAUGGACCCAACGCCGGGUAUAACGCUAUUCAACCUUGGAGGCAUACAAAACUGUUGGAAGCUUUCGGCGCAAACGAUUAUGAAAAUGUCAAGAUAACCACAACGGGUGAAUGGCAAACUCUGACGCAGGAUAAACAGUUCAAUGAGCCAAGUAAGAUCAGAAUGAUAGAAGUCAUGCUGCCCGUGAUGGACGCCCCUUCAAAUUUAAUUGCACAGGCCAAGUUGACCGCUUGUAUCAACUCCAAAAAAUGA